Molecule: messenger RNA, 4094 nt
Organism: Priapulus caudatus
Lineage: Eukaryota; Metazoa; Priapulida; Priapulimorpha; Priapulimorphida; Priapulidae
Biological process (GO): receptor guanylyl cyclase signaling pathway; cGMP biosynthetic process; intracellular signal transduction
Molecular function (GO): guanylate cyclase activity; peptide receptor activity
Source: RefSeq, a predicted model, not a curated record
CGCACGGUGAAGACGCACGGACGCGUGAGACGAGCACAUAAAUUGUUCCCUCACUAUAUAAUACACCGGCGCUUUCCUCACCUAUCAGAUUCGGUCGGAUUUUGCUACACGAAACCCCUUGGACGUAUCACACGCUGUGCAUGCGCGGAUAUACGAGCAGGCAUGUUGCUGUGGUGACUGCGUUACGUGAUUCAUGAUAUUUGAGAAUAACCCGGUAUAUGUGAGACGUCAAUGGAGCUCGAUAUUAUGGCAGCCAGCGUGACGCCAUUGGAGCAGCCGUUCAAAAUUUCUGACUGAUACUGAUGUGAUAUAUCUCACUAUCGUUACGGAACCAUGAUGGCAUCGCGACGUCCAGCUAGUGUGUUGGACGCGUGGGUCGAAGAGACCCCUGGUCAUGGUACGAAGACUGAGCUCACAACUAACCGUCGUGUCUGGUGCGACAUGGGGACGCAAGCGGGCAGAUACACGGCAACGAGCAUGCUUAUUAUGCUAACGAUCAUCCCGCUCGCCGUACUGAUCAUGCAGAAUGCUUUCAUCCUCCCGAUCAUUAACGAUGCCAUGCAACACACAGAGCUCCUACAUCAGCGUAUCAUGUCCACGUUCAAUCUCAAAGACAUCAUACACACGAUACAGGUGGAGCGCGGCACUGCUGUUCUCGCUCUCAUUUCGGAUGACACAAAGCUGAAGCGUAUGCUAAGAGCGAGCUACAUAGACACGACCGAUGCUAUUGCUGCUUACGGGGAGCGAGACUGGCCUACUAUAGCCGAACACCUGGGCCCUGAGUUCCGAAGCAGCCAGUCGUUGACACGCUACCUGAUAAAGCAUCGGCGCGAAAUCGACUACAAUAGCGCCAUUGCUGCCAGCGAGACGAGGUUUUACACUGGCAUUAUUAAAGUUCUGAUUGACUGGAUAGGAGAGAUGGUACUUCAGUAUGAUGGCGAGAGCUUCGUGUGGCGAAACCUCAUGGCUUAUCACAUGCUAAUUAUUAGCAAGGAAUACACGGACGCUGAGCGGGCGCUUGGUACCACAUACUACUCAUUAGGCAAAUUUGAUAUCGAUAACCACAGCGCCUUUUUGAGCGCAAGCGUCUACGGGAAACUAUACCUGGAUAGUGCGUCCCGGUUCAACGAAAACCUAAGGAAUCGUUUGAACAACAUUAUAAAUACAACGUCCGUGGUAACCAUUAAUGACCUUAAGGAAAAUCUUACGAUAAAUGUGUUCCAACCACCCAAUCUUGACGACGGACUUUUCUGGUUCAACAGUAUGACAGUGUUCAUCAACUUCUUAUCGGAACAGGAGACUCGUGUUGGUCAAGAGAUUCUUGAUCAACUUAAGUAUGAGGCGAUGUGGUUAAGUAACAAAAAGGAAUCCGUAGCGGAGCGCCUGGCUAAUGGCGAGCCAAUUAAUCCAGAGGGAUUCUCCUCCGCCACGAUAUUCUUCUCGGACAUAGUUGGCUUCACGAGCAUAUCGUCUGGCUGCACCCCCCUGGAAGUGGUUCGCUUGCUAAACAAUCUAUACAGCAUAAUGGAUGACGUCUGCGAGAAGCACGAUGCAUACAAAGUUGAAACGAUAGGAGACGCGUACAUGGUCGCCUCGGGCCUUCCGAAGCGAAAUGCCGAUCGACAUUUCACGGAGAUUGCCGAUCUGGCGCUGGAAAUGCGCGAUGCCGUCAGACGACUCAAGGUUCCUAAGAGCAACGCGAUGCUGAAACUCCGUAUCGGUGUCCAUUCCGGCCCAGUGGUUGCUGGCGUCGUAGGACAGAAGAUGCCUCGGUAUUGCCUCGUGGGAGAUACGGUCGCUAUCGCUGCACGCAUGGAGCAGACUGGAUUACCACUAAAAAUCCAUAUCAGUGAGCGAACAUAUAGGGCUCUCAAUAGAACAGGAUUCUAUGAGUUUGAUCACAGAGGCGAGGUGGACCUUAAGGACGGUGAGAGGAUACACACCUACUGGCUGCUAAGAAACGACUAAACGAAGCAAAGAUGAAUGACGAAAACAACAUUUAUUAGCAGCAAGAUCAAUUCCACAACCCAGCAUUCACCUAAUAUCUGUGCUAUUUUGCGGCUGCAUACAGACACAGAAGGCAAGCUACAUUGCAUGACUGGAAAAAAGCGUCAACUCAUUGCUUUAACACAUAAUUCACAUCAGUGCAGAUGUGUAAUGAUUUACAAGCCUGUAUUGGCUAUAGAAACGUUGCUACAAUUAUUUAAUGUCUGGUAAAAAAUAUUAUAAAACGGAUGUGGAAUGAAAAGGAACAUUGCAUAUCUUUAUUUGUGACAUCUAAUCAUCAUUUCUAUUUAAUAAUAAUAAUAUUAUUAUUAUUAUUAAUUAUAAUAAUGAAUUAUUUUCAGUAUUAUUAUUAUCCUAAUGGUUAAUUAAGUAUAACCUAUAGGGUUAAUUCCAAACGUCAUGUGGCAUUGUAUGGAUAUUUUACUUCAUUAAUUAAGAGACCCGAUGUUAGAAUACAGGCCGUUUCAAGCAGGACCAUCUUCUAGAUCACAUAGCUGCGUUGACGACCUCUGGGACCUUUGUGUUAAACAUCUCUAGGUUAUUCUAUACAAGCCCAAGUGCUACAAACACCAUUGGUAUUGUCUCAGUAUUCAUACUUUGCCUACUUCGAUUUCUCAGUCACGCAUAAUUAUUUUUCUAGUCAUUACUAAGUCAUUGUAUUUCGAAAGCUUUUAAUUCAGUAACUUGAGAGCUAUUUCGUUCUGAUAGCAAUCAUUUUUUUGCCAUUUAAGCCAUUCUCUACUUCAUUAAGUGAUAUGCGCCUCUUUAGAUUUAUUUUAUUUUAAUUGAUUUCGUAUUUCUUGAUAUUUUUCGUUUAAAGCCGGCUAGUUUUCGUUCCUGUUUCUGUUGUUGUCUAGAUCUUUUACCGAGUGUUUCUAUUAUUGCUGAGGUUAUUAUUUGUAUAAGUUGACUAACAUCAAUGGAGGUAGUAGUAGGAUAUAAAGAACAUUGGUGUUAUUGUGUGACAUGUUAUCAAUUUUGGCUGGCUUUAUUAUCGCAUUUAAUUACGCCCAUGAUAUGACGGUCUUUCCUGAUAUUAGGUAUAGGUGGUUUCUCAUAUACGGGUGUUUCCUUGAAGGCCUCCCAUUCAUGUUUAACGUUUUCUAUCAUCUCUGUGGUUUGACGGGUUUAAGGCUCGUCUUGCGAGUUUUCUUGUUUGCUUAUAAUUUCUUCUGUAUGAUCUAUAUCUGGGAGCUUGUAUUCAUAAGCCGCAUUUGUUUUUUUGGAAGGGCCUUAAUUUAGAAUGCCUAGAAUUAUUGUUUGUCUGCUUCUCUUCUCUCUCAUGAUGUAAAGUUAUAAAGCAGUAAGUCUGUCGUUCUUCACGAUAUCUCUCUUAAGCUUAGUUAGUUUGGUUGUGUCUAAAUUUUCCUGUCUGUACGUGUUUCUCACGCCAGAGUAUAUACAUGGAUUUCGUUGUAAGCGGGCUAAACAAGUUACACGCCUUGCCUAUGGGAGACCUGGAACGCUGCAGGGUAGGAACGUUCACUCCCCUAAGUCUCCUGGGUCAGCAUAUCCAAUUAUUAUUAUUAUUAUUAUUAUCAUUAUUAUUAUUAUUAUUAUAUGUAGUAGUUAUAAUGGUAGAAAUAGUAGUAGUGCGCGUAGUUGGGGAGAAGGGGAGGAAGAGCAGGAGGAGUUUCUGGGUUUAUGAAGAUCACACGAGCGUGUGCGCUCCGGCGAGUCUUUUCUGGGGGUACAAACAUAUUGGAUUGUUCAAUUGCCGUUUAAUUAUAAAGUUACUAAACCUAUAUUUUCCGACCUUUUCGGUGUUGUUAUCUGUAAUCUUUGUUUGGUGGAGUUUUAAUUGGAAAAUAUAAGAAUAAUAGGGUAUUAUAUUGUCUUUAAUUGUAAGACAUAGAACUAGUGUUACGUAAGAUUUUGGCAGUGUAAGAAAAUUUUCUAACUGCCGAAGGGACCUUCGCGAAAAAGACUACGAACUAUUGAUAUAGGCAAACGUUCGCUAGAUAGGUGAAACGUAAUGAAAUGUAUCGGUAUAUAAAUGUAUGUAUAAUAUAACGUAAUGUAAUAUGAUGUUAACGAGUACAAUUUAAUGCUGAAAGAAUUGGUAAAUAAAUAAUACUGUACAACCA